AAUCCCGCCUCCGCGUUCAGAUUGCGGCCUGGCAUUGGUGGGCAUGCCAGGGAGACCUCGGUGUCCAGAAAGGAGCCCGGGCUACCUUGGGCCGGGCAGGGCGGAUGGCGACUAUCAAAAGGAAAUAGGAUCAUGGCAGCAGAUGAUGACAAUGGUGAUGGAACAAGUUUAUUUGAUGUCUUUUCUGCUUCUCCUCUUAAAAAUAAUGAUGAAGGUUCUUUGGACAUAUAUGCUGGGUUGGACAGUGCUGUUUCUGACAAUGCCUCCAAAUCCUGUGUACCAUCCAGAAAUUGUUUGGAUUUAUAUGAAGAAAUUCUGACUGAAGAAGGAACUGCAAAGGAGGCAACAUAUAAUGAUUUGCAAGUAGAAUAUGGAAAAUGUCAGAUGCAAAUGAAAGAGUUGAUGAAAAAGUUUAAGGAAAUACAGACACAGAAUUUCAGCCUAAAAAAUGAAAACCAAUCUCUUAAGAAGAAUAUUUCAGCACUUAUCAAAACUGCCAGAGUGGAAAUAAACCGCAAGGAUGAAGAAAUAAAUAAUCUUCAUCAAAGAUUGUCCGAGUUUCCACAUUUUCGAAAUAAUCAUAAAACUUCAAGGACAUCAGAUAUAGUUAAAACAAAAGAUCUUAAAUCCAGAUCUCCUCAUUUGGAUGACUGUUCAAAGACUGAUCACAGAGUGAAAAGUGAUGUUUCUAAAGAUGUACAUCAUAGCACUUCACUGCCAAACCUCGAAAAAGAAGGGAAAUCACAUUCUGGAAAAAAGGGCACUUUGCAUCUGCCUACAUCUCUUGAAACACACUGCACCAAUGGCAUUUGGUCACGUUCCCAUUAUCAGGUUGGUGAGGGUAGCUCCAGUGAGGAUAGUAGAAGAGGGAGAAAAGAUAUUAGACAUAGCCAAUAUAGCAGAGGAACUGACAGGAUACGAAAAGACUUAAACACGAACUGUGGUGAUGGUGAACCAAGGCACACAGAGGCUAGUCAAAGGCUGCAAGGACGCCCUGAGAAAUAUGGUAGAGGUGAACCCAAGGCUGAAAGCACACAUUCAAAGUUUAAAAGUAACACAGAUUUGGACUAUAAAAAUGAACGCCUUAGUUCUUCUUGGGAGAAAGAGACCUCUAGAGAAAGGCCACACACUCGAACAGAAUCUCAAAGUGACAAAAAACCAGAAAGACAAAGUGAAAGAUCACAAAAUAUAAAUAGAAAAGAAUUUAAAUCACAAGACAAAGAAGAAAGAAAAGUUGAUCAAAAACCUAAAUCAAUAGUAAAAGACCAGGAUUAUUGGAGAAGAUCUGAACGAGCAUCGUUUCCUCAUUCCAAGAAUGAAAUAACAAAGUCUUCUCAUAAUUCAGGUAAAUACCAUGUAGAAGAGAGAAGAGGAAGGGAAGAUUGUAAAAGAGACAGGGGUGUAAGUAAUCAUAGUUUCCAAGAAGGAAGAUGUCCCUCUUCUUUUUCAACUAGUAGAACUCACAAACACAUUGACUCCAAGGAAGUUGAUGCUGUGCAUCAAUGGGAAAAUACACCUUUAAAAGCAGAAAGGCAUAGAACUGAAGAUAAGAGGAAAAGAGAACGAGAAAGCAAAGAUGAAAAUAGGCAUAUGAGAAAUGAAAAAAGAACGCCUACAGAACAUUUGCAGAAGACCAACAAAGAAACUAAGAAAACCACUACUGAUUUAAAGAGACAGCAUGAGCCAAAAAAUGAUAAAGGUGAAGUCUCUAAUAAUGAUAUUUCCAAAGAAGGAGAUAAUAAAGAGCUUACAGGUAAAGCUGAGAGUGGUCCAAAUGAAACGAAGAACAAGGACUUAAAGUUGAGUUUUAUGGAAAAAUUGAACUUAACUCUUUCUCCUGCUAAAAAGCAGCCUGUUUCUCAGGAUAAUCAGCAUAAAAUAACCAAUACUCCCAAAUCCAGUGGCACAUGUGACGUAGAGUCCUUGGUGCAGGCUAAAACAGUGACAUGUGUUCCCUCUGUCAGUGAACAUAUCACAGAGGAAACCAAAUCAAAGGUAUUGGAACCAAAUGAUGCUCUUGCAGCAGAAUCUGAAUCCAGGACUAAAAUUCCAGAAAGGAAAAUGGAAGAAGAAAACAGCUUGUUAGUUAAAUCUGUUGAGAAUACUGUGCCUUGUGAUGUGCCCCUUUGUGGUACAGAGACUUCCUUCUCAGCACCUGUGGAAAUGGAAAAAGCAGAAUCCUUGUUUCCAUCAUCAACAGAAAUGGAACAAACCAUUAAUGGUGCAGGGGCAGCAGUUCCUGUGGUCGUGGACAUAUUACAAACAAAUGUUUCUCAAAACUUUGGCUUGGAAUUGGAUAUCAAAAGAAACGAUGGUUUAAAUUCUGGUAGUAUUUCUGAAGGUAUAGAAAUGAAGGAGGCUUUUUCAACACAAGUGGCUGAAUCCAGUGGAAGCAUUUUGCAGCCUUCAAUCGAAGAAGAUGGUGUUUUGCCAAUAGUCCUUUCAGAAGAUGGUAACCCACAAUUUGAGCCUUCUCUUGUAGGUACACCACUGGUUGAGAGUAAGUCUUGUCAUUUGGAGCCUUGCUCACCUAAAGAGCCUCUAGAAUCUUCACUUCAGCAGACUGAGUUAAUGGACCACAGAGUGGAAAUUGGUGAAACAAACUCAAUAUAUCAUGAUGACGAGAACUCAGUUCUGAGCAUUGACCUUAAUCACCUGAGACCUAUUCCAGAGGCCAUCAGUCCUCUGAAUAGUCCAGUGAGACCUGUAGCAAAAGUCCUUAGAAUGGAAAGCCCAUCUCAAGUCCCAUUAUAUAGUAACAGUCAUAAAGAUGUGUUUCCACCAGAUUCAGCUCAUUCUACCUCCAAGAGUCAGUCUGAUCUCAAUAAGGAAAAUCAAAAGCCAAUUUGCAAAUCUGACAGAUUUACAGAGGCAGACUCCCUUAAGAAUUCAUCUUUAGAUGAAUUAGAAGAAGGAGAAAUUAUAAGUGACAGUGAAAAAUCUAAACCACAGAAAAGUUUUGAAAAAAGUGCCAAACCUAGAGCCUCUGCUGACGUGCAGCAUACAAAAACUAGCCCCGGAAGCAGGAAAACUGCUGUGCAUUUGGAUAAAGACAGUGGGAAGACGUCUGCUGUAAAGGUCCAUCAGACCAAAAGCAAAUGGAAUAAAAAAACUAGCCCCGGAAGCAGGAAAACUGCUGUGCAUUUGGAUAAAGACAGUGGGAAGACGUCUGCUGUAAAGGUCCAUCAGACCAAAAGCAAAUGGAAUAAAAGACAAAGUGAGUCUAGCAGACCUUCAAAAGCAGAGAGGAAAGAUAAGACAGUGAGCACUGCGAGCCUGGAAAAAAUAGUUCCAGUUAUUGCUCCACCCUUUUCUGUACGAGAAGUUAUGCACAUGUUACGAAUGAUAAGAAAACAUGUAAGGAAAAAUUAUAUGAAAUUCAAGGUAAAAUUUUCAUUAAUGCAAUUUCAUAGAAUUGUUGAGUCAGCAAUUUUGAGUUUCACAUCACUGAUUAAGCGACUUGACUUAUCUAAAAUCUCUAAGUCAGUGACUGUUUUGCAGAAGAAUCUCUGUGAUGUCAUAGAAUCCAAACUUAAGCAAGUUAAAAAGAAUGGCAUAGUGGAUCGCUUAUUUGAACAGCAACUACCAGAUAUGAAAAAAAAAUUGUGGAAAUUUGUCGAUGAGCAACUUGAUUAUUUGUUUGCAAAGCUUAAGAAAAUCUUAGUAAAGUUUUGUGAUUCUGUAAACUUCGGUAGCGACAGUGACGAAGGAAAACUUGAAAAGAGAAAUAAAGAGAAAUCACAAUAUUUAAAUUGUCGGAAGGGGAAUGUGGACAGCUCCAGCAAAGAAAUACUGAAAGCGAAAUCCCCCACAUCAGAAGGUUCUGUUUAUUAUAGGUCCUUGGUGGGAUGUAAAAAAUCUGAGGAAAAACAUCAAGACCAAAAUUGUUCCAAUAUUAACACAGUGAAGUAUGACAUUAAAAAAAGUUUUAACAGUUGCUUUGAUAAUAUUAAGAACUCUCAAUCAGAAGAGCACUCCUUAGAACUAAACUGCCUGAGCGCCCCAAAGCCGGGAAAAAUAGAAGGAAGCACCGUGGAGGAUGCACAGACGUCCCAGCAUGCAGCUUUGAAGCCAGAACGCAGUUUUGAGAUUCUUACUGAACAGCAAGCAUCUAGCCUUACUUUUAAUUUAGUCAGUGAUGCACAGAUGGGUGAAAUAUUUAAAAGUUUGUUGCAAGGUUCUGAUCUUUUGGACACCAGUGUUAACUGUAAUGAAAAAAGUGAGUGGGAGUUAAAGACGCCAGAGAAGCAGCUGCUAGACAGUCUUAAGUGUGAAUCUAUACCAGCAUGUACAACGGAAGAGCUAGUUUCAGGAGUGGUUUCUCCAUGUCCUAAAAUGAUUAGCGAUGAUAAUUGGUCAUUAUUAUCAUCUGAGAAAGCUCCAUCUCUGUCUUCAGGCCUCUCAUUGCCAGUUCAUCCUGAUGUGCUGGAUGAAAGUUGCAUGUUUGAAGUGUCCACUAACAUAGCUUUAAGUAAAGAUAAUGUAUGUAGUUCAGAAAAGAGCAAGCCCUGCAUUUCUUCCAUACUUCUUGAAGAUCUAGCAGUCUCUUUAACAGUACCAUCACCUCUGAAAUCAGAUGGUCAUCUCAGUUUCUUAAAGCCAGAAGUAUUGUCUACUUCAACUCCUGAGGAAGUUAUUAGUGCACAUUUCAGUGAAGAUGCCUUACUUGAGGAAGAGGAUGCAUCUGAACAAGAUAUUCAUUUAGCUCUGGAGUCUGAUAAUUCAAGCAGUAAAUCAAGUUGUUCUUCAUCAUGGACAAGCCGGUCUGUUGUUCCAGGCUUUCAGUACCACCCUAAUCUACCCAUGCAUGCUGUCAUAAUGGAAAAGUCCAAUGACCACUUCAUUGUGAAAAUACGACGUGCAGCACCAUCUACCUCCCCUAAUCUUAAACAGAAUAUGGUGGCUGAUGAAUCAUUGGCAUCUUUGCCUAGAGUGGAAAAGGAAGCUGAUGAAGCAGCAGAGAAAGAAUAUACUUCCUGUCAGAAUAGAGUUUUUAAACCUGUGGAGGAAUUGCAAAAUUCCAACAAACAUGUUGAUAGCAGUAAAUCAGCUCAAGAAGAAGAGGACUGUGUGAUACAAACACAGGUUCCUGAUAUAUACGAAUUCCUUAAAGAUGCUUCAGGUAAAGUGGGUCAUAGUAAUGAAGUGGCUGAUGAAUGUUUCAAGUUGCAUCAUGAAUGGGAACCAAAAGUGCCUGAAAGUGUUGAAGAAUUGCCUCCAGUGGAAGAAAUCCCACAUUCUGUUGAGGAUCAUCUUCCAAACACAUAUAUAGACCUCACAAAAGAUCCGGUCACUGAGACCAAAAACUUGGGGGAAUUUAUAGAAGUAACAGUUUUAAAUAUUGAUCAGUUGGGCUGUUCUGGAGGCAAUUUGGAUCAAAAUGCUCCAAUAUUAGACAAUAUGCAGCCUGAUACUGUGGGUGCCUUUAUUGAUUUGACACAAGAUGUUUCAAGUGAGAGUAAAAAUGAAGGUAACUGUCCUGCUUUAGCAGUUGAAGGCUUGAGGUGUCAGGUGAUAUGUGUGGAUGAAGAUAACUGUAAGGAAGAAAAGGUGCAAGUGGCAAACAGACCUUUGGAAUGUGGUGUUGAGGAAGCCUAUAUUGAUUUGACCUCGGAAUCUCCCAGUUCAUGUGAAGUAAAACAGGAUGAUGUAAAGUCAGAGCCAGCACCAAAUUCCCAUAGUUCAGAGGUGCCUGGGGCUUUGGAUAAUGCUCAGAAAAAGAGAAAAAACCUUUCUGAUCUAAAUCAUUCUUCUCAGAAAAAACAGAGAAAGGAAACAGACUUAACUAGUAGGGAAAAGACUAAAAAAAUUACCCAAGAUUCUGGUGAGAAUGGUGAAGCUCACCGAAAGAAAGCCAAUAAAAAAAAGGCCCCUGCAGUGACUCAAGAUUCCUCAUUAAAGGCAAGCCCAGGGAUUAAGGAGCCAUCAGCAGCAUCUGCCACUUCUACAGGCCUUUCUGCAAAGAAUGUUAUUAAAAAGAAGGGAGAAAUUAUAGUUUCAUGGACAAGAAAUGAUGACCGGGAAAUUUUACUGGAGUGUCAGAAAAGAGGGCCAUCAUUGAAAACAUUUUCUUAUUUAGCUGCCAAGUUGAAUAAAAAUCCAUAUCAGGUCUCAGAAAGAUUCCAGCAGCUAAUGAAGCUCUUUGAAAAGUCAAAAUGCAGGUAGUUAAUGGUUACACUACAGGAGACUAGUAAAGUAAAUGGUUGACACUGUAACCGUGCAGUUAAUGGCCUGUUAGUCAUUGAAGAUGUCUGUAGUGGGUGAGAGACAUCCACUUGAGUUCCUGCUUCAGUCACAGGUUGGAGGAUGUUGCUCGUGCAGGCUUCUCAGGCCACCUCAUCCACAGGAGCACGCUCAGAGGGAAGCCUGCUGCCGUUCAGAUCAGCAGGGCAUCUCUCCUCAUCUCUCAGAUUGCUGCUGUGUCCAAGGUCGGGGGAAAUGCAUUUGAUGGUUGAUGGGAAAUUUUUUGUAGAUGAAGAAGAAUAAAACAUUCUUGAAUAGCAGUAUGUUUCAUAGGCAGUGAAGUCUGUGCAGUGAUUGUAAUUUAAUAUUAUUCACAUUUUUAAUUAGGAGUGCUAAAAUACUUUAAAAUACAAAAUGUGCAUUCAUAAACGUGAAAUCCAUUGUCAUCUGAAUAGAUGACGUGAUUUGCCAUGUUAAAUUAUUAAUAAUGUUCACAGACAUGUUUCCUCAGUUUCUUUAAGCCAUUCUUAUACAGGUUUAUUAAGGCAAUAGUAUUUAUCAGCAGGUUUUUUCCUGUAAGAUUUGAACCAAUUGCUUAAACAUUUUGGACUUUUACGGAAGGAAAAUUGUAAUGCUGUUUCACGUCAUUAUUUUUCAUUUGAUUUGUGGUCAUAAUUAUUUGAAUGCUAAACAGCCAAUUUUAAAUUAAGUUCAAAUUACAUCUGAAUACCAAUCAUGUUUGGACAUAGAUCUCAGUAUGAAGAGUUCUGAAUAUUUGAGUUAUAAAUCUGUUUCUAGACCCAAUGUAAAUUACUGUCUGUAGAUAAUCUGUUAAUUUCAGUUUGCUAAUGAGAUUUUCAGAAGAUAUUUAGUAUUUUACUGUGAAGUUAAAAUUCUAUUUAUGUAAUUCACAAUGUGAGAUUGAAUAAUGGGGAGUUUGAAGAAAAAGCUUAUUCUGAAGAACUUCUAAAAAAAUAGUUUAAGACAAAAAUGGCCUGAUUAUUUUUUAGAUUCAUUGUGUUUUGAAAUUUUCACUGCCUUGAGGAAAUUAAACUGAAAUUUUUGUUUUAACUGGAUGUUAUCUUGAAAUAUGACUUCCAUUGUCUUGUGAAGAUAAUGUACAUUCAUGAAGGAAUUAACUUGUAUUUGGAAGUGAUGCUUAUUAGUUUGAAAUUUCCAAAUUUCAUUACACAUCUGAAAUUUUUUAAUGGAUUUGAUAUUUGAGAUUGUAUUUGCUUGCAUGAUAGCACAAAUAAUGGGUUAUUUCAUUCCUAGCUUGCUUCCUGAGUUUUUUCCUCCAAGAACUAUAGUCUCAUUAAAUUCUUGUCAAAGUCAGAGUAUAACAAUAAAGUUACCAAACAGAUUCUGUAAAAAGCUAGUUCUUUAACACCAAAUAACUGCUUACUAUCUAAGUAGAACUCGCUUUAAAAGAACAACACUUUAUGAAAUGGUUGUAUCAGAAAAAUAGAAUCAUAACUUUAGCAUUUUCUUACAUUGCAGAUAAGUUGCUGAAUUCCUUGGGAUCUUAAUUGAUAUUGCAUACUACACAGAAGCUCGGAAUUCCUCAUGUUUUAAAUGGGGAAGUAGAGGGCAGUUUUAUGACAUAUUUGAUUACUAGAUAGUAAUUACAUUUGUUGUUACUUGUUGAUUCUUUAAUUUCAAGUCAGCAUGUUCAGUGUUCCAGUCAUCAGUCUGAUUUGCUUACCUGUUAUUGGUCAAGAAUUUUAUUUUCAGACAGGUUAAAACUUGUUCUUAAGAUAAAAGCAACAAGUAUAUAAUAUUGAAACCUUAGUUUUGAUAUUUCAAAGACAUGACUUUCUUUUCUAGAUUUUUAAAGAUAGUUUUGUAGCAUUUUUAGUUUGUUUUCAUUUUUAUUUGCUUUUCUAAUUGCCUCUCCUGAUUUGGUAAAUUGUAAAAUAAUUUAAAUAGUGUAUCUGUAAAUAUGUAUAAUUGUAAUGAUGUAAAAUACUUUGUGUAUGUGUGUUUGUGUGUAUACACACACAUAAAUGGCUUUGCGUAGCCAAGGAUUUUUUUAUCUGUAUAAAACUUUUUUAUAAAAUUUGCUUUCAAUACCAGUAAUGUAUAAAUAAAACCAUGUAAAGUUCUGUUAUA
Molecule: messenger RNA, 8295 nt
Organism: Equus caballus (horse)
Lineage: Eukaryota; Metazoa; Chordata; Mammalia; Perissodactyla; Equidae
Gene: CASP8AP2
Product: caspase 8 associated protein 2
Biological process (GO): Fas signaling pathway; extrinsic apoptotic signaling pathway via death domain receptors
Cellular component (GO): mitochondrion; PML body
Molecular function (GO): transcription corepressor activity
Source: RefSeq, a predicted model, not a curated record